CCCGCCGCGCUGCUCCUCCUCUGCUGCCUGAACUUCGUGCCGUCUUUGGGCAGGCAGACGCUCCUGACGACUUCGCUGAUCCCAGAAGCUGAGAUUAACCUGCCUUUCAAAGAUUUUAUUCAUUUUAUCAUCUUAGAAGGGAACGUUCGUAAUGUUUCUGAAGUUGCGGUUCAGUAUUUAUGCUCCCAGCCUUGCAUUGUCAAUUUUGAAGCAGUCGUUUCAUCAGAAUUCAGGAGUAGCAUUCCAGUGUACAAGAAACGAUGGAAGAACGAGAAACAUCUGCACAUCAGCAGAACUCGGACGGUGCAUGUGAAAUUUCCAAGCAUAAUGGUUUACAGAGAUGAUUAUUUCAUCAGGCACUCCAUAGCUGUAUCUGCUGUGAUACUUCAUGCCUGGAUUACUCAUGGGCAUGAUGGCAACUUGAAUGUUAAGUGGGAAGAAAGCUUCUUUCACGCCGUAGCGAAGAAUUACGCUUUGUUGAAGACGGUCCCUCCUUUCGAACGCCCUUUCAAGGAUCACCAAGUUUGUCUCAAGUGGAACAUGGAUUACACCUGGAAUUUACAGGCCAAUAGGAUUCCACAGUGCGCUCUGGAAAAUGAUGUGGUCGACAUCCUCAGCUUUCCCUAUGCCUCCAGUGGAGAAAACACAGGAAUUGUGAAAAAGUUCAAGAGAUUUCAGAACAGAGAGCUUGAGGCAACCAGACGCCAGCGUAUUGAUUACCCAAUGUUUACUGUUUCAAUAUGGCUUUAUUUACUCCAAUAUUGCAAAGCAAAUCUGUGUGGAAUACUGUACUUUGUUGAUUCCAAUGAGAUGUAUGGUACGCCAUCUCUAUUUCUAACUGAAGAGGGCCAUCUUCAUAUUCAAAUGCACCUUGUCAAAGGAGAAGACCUUGCUGUGAAAACUAAUUUCAUCCUUCCUGUGAAGGAGUGGUUUCGACUAGACGUCUCUUUUAGCGGAGGACAGAUAAUGAUAACCAGUAUUGGACAGGAUUUGAAGAGCCAUCAUGAGCAGGCUAUUAUUUUUAGGGAAGAUUUCUAUUAUAAUGAUACAGCUGGAUACUUUAUUCUUGGAGGCAGUCGAUAUGCGUCCGGAAUUGAAGGAUUCUUUGGACCUGCAAAAUACUAUCGUCUCAGCAUUCUAGAGACGGAACAGAUUUUUAACCCUCUCUUUGAAAAACAACUUGCUGAACAAAUUGAGGCGUACUACGAGAGGUGUGCUGAGAUUCAAGAAAUAGUGUCUGUAUACAAACACACAGUUCAACAAGGCCAAUCAGAUCAAAAUAUGUGUAUCCAUGAGAACUACUAUUUGUAUCUCCAAACCAAGUAUGGAGGCCUGUUGAAGUGCCAUGCCUUUCCGUGGGGGAAAGAAUUAAGGGAUAAAUAUCGCAGCUUGUUCCAUGUUCUGCAAGAGAUGGAUUUAUCGGCUGAAAACCAAAAUGAUUCAAUGUUGGAAGUCGGUGGGAGGAUAUUUGAGAAAGCCAUAAAGAGACUCUCCAGUAUUGAUGGUCUUCAUCAAAUUAGCUCCAUUAUUCCUUCCCUGAUGGAUUCCAGCUGCUGUGGAUACCACAAAGCCUCUUACUUCCUUGCAGUCUUUUAUGAAACUGGACUAAACAUGCCAAUAGAUCAAAAGCAGGGGUUGCUGUACAGUCUGGUUGGUGCUCAAGGGAGUGAGAGACUUUCUGUGAUGAAUAUGGGCUACAAACAUUACCAAGGCAUUGAUAAUUAUCCAGUAGAUUGGGAACUGUCGUACGCAUAUUACAGCAAUAUCGCUACAAAAACACCCCAUGAUCAACACACUCUACAAGGAGAUCAGGCAUAUGUAGAAACAAUAAGGCUAAAGGAUGACGAAAUGCUCAAGGUCCAAACCAAAGAAAAUGGUGAUGUUUUUAUGUGGCUGAAGCAUGAAGCAACAAGAGGAAAUGCAGCGGCUCAGCAACGGUUGGCCCAGAUGCUCUUUUGGGGGCAGCAAGGAGUGGCGAAGAACCCAGAAGCAGCAGUGGAAUGGUACGCAAAAGGGGCGCUGGAAACGGAGGAUCCGGCAUUAAUUUAUGAUUAUGCCAUCGUCUUAUUCAAGGGUCAAGGUGUGAAAAAGAACAGAAAGCUUGCUCUAGAACUGAUGAAAAAAGCGGCUUCUAAGGGAUUACAUCAGGCAGUGAAUGGCCUCGGGUGGUAUUACCAUAAAUUUCGCAGAAACUAUGUCAAAGCAGCAAAAUACUGGCUUAGAGCUGAAGAAAUGGGAAAUCCUGAUGCAUCCUACAAUCUUGGUGUCCUCUAUUUAGAUGGGAUUUUUCCAGGCGUUCCUGGAAGAAAUCAAACAUUAGCUGGGGAAUACUUCCUUAAAGCUGCUCAAGGUGGACACAUAGAAGGAACAUUAUGGUGUUCUCUGUACUAUAUCACAGGCAAUUUGGAAACUUUUCCCCGGGAUCCAGAGAAGGCCGUCCUUUGGGCAAAGCAUGUGGCAGAGAAGAAUGGCUAUUUGGGGCAUGUCAUUAGAAAGGCUCUCAACGCAUACCUGGAGAUGUCAUGGCAUGAAGCUCUGCUGUAUUAUGUUUUAGCAGCAGAAACUGGAAUUGAAGUAUCGCAGACCAAUAUAGCACAUAUCUGUGAAGAGAGACCAGAGCUGGCAAGAAGAUUCCUGGGGAUUAAUUGUGUUUGGAGAUACUAUAAUUUCUCAGUCUUUCAAAUCAAUGCUCCCUCGUUUGCUUAUUUGAAGAUGGGAGACCUUUACUACUAUGGCCACCAGAACCAGUCCAAAGACCUUGAGCUGUCAGUGCAGAUGUACGCCCAAGCCGCUGUGGAUGGAGACUCACAGGGAUUUUUUAACCUGGCCCUUCUCAUUGAGGAGGGGACAUCAAUCCCUCCCCACAUUUUGGAUUAUUUGGAAAUUGACCGGACCCUCCACUCCAGUAACACUUCUAUUCUUCAGGAACUUUAUGAAAGAUGCUGGAGUCAUAGUAAUGAAGAAUCAUUCAGCCCCUGCUCAUUAGCUCUGUUUUAUUUUUACUUAAGAAUGCUCUGGAGUAGCAUUUUGCAUUCUACUCUGCAGGUCUACUUCCUGGGAACCUUUCUGGCAUCGCUGUUGAUUGCGUGGGCCCUGCAGUAUUUUCAGUCUGGCUCAGCCACUGGUUCUCCAGCAGCAGGGUCCCAGCUGCCCACAGAAACCUCCUCUUCCACCACAGACCCAGACGCCAACUCUGCCGAACCAGAGGAGCCCUCGAUGACUAAUAACGUAGAACAGCGGGGGUGAAUGACUCUGCAUCGUUCCAGAUGACAGCAGUUCUGGGGACUGUUGGUAUUCCAAAGCAGACGUUGGAAAGGCAAGACACGUGGAUGCUGUGAUGCUCAGACCCGAAAUACUUCUCAUCUGCUGGCUGGUCAUAUUGCACCUGGAGAAUUUUGGGGAAAGCAGCCUGGAAAUAUUAAGAACAGCUAGUGGUUCUUCCACAGGUCAGAAAGUCAUUUAGGUUGACUGAUUGGUCUUUUUUAUUUUCUUUUCAAUGAGAGGGUGAAAUUGUGGUAUUUUAACAGGGUAUAUCAUAUCUCACUAUACAGCACUUAGCAGACUUUGACCAAAAAAGUCCUUUUUUAUUUUUAUUUUUUAAAGCCUGCUCCUAAUGGCAUAAUAGACAGGCGUCUGGUGGUGGUAAAAGGAGCCCUUGAUUAUAGUAGGAAGUGGUUUGAAAUCUGGAAAGGGAAAUUAUCAUUGUAAAUCAGUUUACAUUUUUCUCCUUAUAUUUUUCUAGGAUUCUUAGUGUUUAAAAGUCAUUUAACGAUAUUGUUGGAAACAGGUUUUUUUUUCCAUUGUAAACCUUAAGAUAACAUUUAGGAAAUGAUUAGAAUUUAAGUGUAAGCUUCACCUUGAAUUGCUCAAUAGAAUGGUUAGGAAAAUGGAAUAUGCAGACAACAGUCUAGUAGAACAUAGUCCCCCAUGUUUGAUUUUGAGUUUUGAAAGAUGUAUAUGCAGUACUGUGUGAGGGGGUGUGUGUGUUCGUGAGAGAGAGAGAAAACAAAGUAUGAAUACUGUACGAUACAUAGAAGGAUAAUUUAAUCAGUAAUGCAAUAUAAUGGGUUCAGUCUACUCUCUUUGCACUACUUUAUUUACAGUAGUAAAUAAAAUUAUUUUUAUAUUGUUGA
Messenger RNA from Ornithorhynchus anatinus (platypus), 4133 nucleotides. It is a transcript of the gene SEL1L3, whose product is annotated as SEL1L family member 3. The coding region runs from base 328 to 3246 and encodes 972 amino acids. Lineage: Eukaryota; Metazoa; Chordata; Mammalia; Monotremata; Ornithorhynchidae. The record is from RefSeq and is a predicted model, not a curated record. The transcript is spliced from 24 exons. Gene Ontology annotation, molecular function: protein binding.